Messenger RNA from Bipolaris victoriae FI3, 498 nucleotides. RefSeq lists its product as hypothetical. The transcript has a single exon. Gene Ontology annotation, cellular component: nucleus. NCBI's taxonomy places the organism in Eukaryota, Fungi, Ascomycota, Dothideomycetes, Pleosporales, Pleosporaceae. Gene Ontology annotation, biological process: regulation of transcription by RNA polymerase II. The coding region runs from base 1 to 498 and encodes 165 amino acids. The record is from RefSeq and is a predicted model, not a curated record.
AUGCGCAAGCACUACCUGCGAAAAUUCGAUUGUGGGGUUCCUGGAUGUUCAAAAGAUUUUUACCGAAUAGACAAGCUCAGGGAUCAUGUGCGCCAAGCACACAAAGGGAAUAUUAUUGAAGACGAGGGAUUAUUAAAAUUCGAAGGCUGUAAAAAACUCCCAGACGCACAGAAUGUCUAUUACUGCACGGCGCCUGGCUGUGAAUCUCGCAAAUCCAAACUAAGGGCAGACUUACUCCGGCACCAGCAUACCCACACAGCUAAAAUUGACCGACCGUACAGAUGCUCAAGAUGUGAACAGUCUUUCCUUUAUCCAAAAGGUCUUAAGCGGCAUGAGGCAACACAUCUAAAUAGUGAAAGUGAAGAUAAGGCAUUGAUUUACUGUGAGGUUCACUCAUGUCCGUAUGGGCCUGAUGGGAAGGGUUUCUCGCGAAGAGAUAUUUUAAUGAGGCACAUGAGACAUUACCAUCCAUUAUUAGUAGAGACUUCAAAGGAUUAA